Cladocopium goreaui is the source of this 6714-nucleotide messenger RNA. NCBI's taxonomy places the organism in Eukaryota, Dinophyceae, Suessiales, Symbiodiniaceae. The record is from the annotation of a GenBank genome assembly.
AUGAGUAAGAGGUGCAACAAGUGUGGACAAGGGGAUCCACAUCUUUCUGAUACUUGGUGCUUGGCGUGCACGGCGGUGGAGGCUAUCACCGGGGAAUUGCGCCUGGCUUGGGGGACUGGCGGGACACGUGCCCUGGCCACUGACCUCCUUGUCAGCGCCACCCGACAGGUGAGGGCCCUGCGCAGGCUCGGGAUCGCUGGUGGCGGGCGUUCGAGGCCUGCUUCCCCAGCUAGGGCGGUUCUUCCUGCCGCGGCUGGUGAGGGAGCAGGCCGAGCCGCGACACCGGCCCCUGAGCCUCCACCGCCACCUCCUCAUCCUAAGGCGGCCGUGAAAGAGGAGGACGCAGACAGCUCCGAGUACACCGAGGACACAGGGGAGCCUUCUGAGGAGAAGGAGCGCCGACUGCCAGGUGCACCGCCCGGGGUUACACUGGCCCCUAAGGCGAAAAGUGAUCGACGCGAAAGUCUGCCGAGGCGUAGAGCUUCGGACCAGUCGUCGGUCAAGAGGGAGGCUGACCAAAGUCGUGCCCCUUCAGACGACCAGCGGCCGGCAGAAGAGGAGGCUGACUACGGUCGUGCCCCUUCAAAGGAGCAGCAUCUCCCUCCACCUGAGGAGGAACAAGCUCGUCCGCGGUCCAGUGGGAAUCGCCGGGCGUCCGAUCGCGAGACUCAUCCUGAAGAGUCCGUUGACCGGGAUCCCAACAGGACACGAGGUGAGGCUGACAAGAGUCGGGCCCACUCGCGGGAAGGUUAUCACCAACAUCGUCCUCACUCUGGGGAAGGCCGACGCCGUCGCAGGUCUCGGAGUAGACGGGGUGGGCACCGCCGUGUUUACGAGAACGAGCCGGGUGCCGGUGCGAUGGCGCCAAAAAAGAAGACAGAGGAGAGAGCCCCUCCCCCGAUGAAUUUUGGGGUCGAGAUAGGGGAAGAGAUAUUGUGCGAGACACCCGAAUGGGAAAGGCUCCACAUUCCGGAAGGCUGCAUUUUGGAAGUGGGGCUUCAUGGGAGCUCCAUAGACUGGGCGAGCGAGGGCUGGUUUGCAAUCCUCGUGAGUCAGGUCUCAGGGGACAGUACCUCAGGACUCUCCGUGAUGGGAACUUGCCUGGGGUGCGAAGUGCCAGAACGCACAGACCAAGUGGUGCAGUAUAUCGAGGAAGGAGCAGUUCAUCUAUGCCCACAAGAUCCUUGCGGAGCCGAGGAUAUCUAUGUCAUACACGCCACCAGAGUCCGUUGUUGGACCCUCGACAGGUUUGGGGCCGAUUAUAUCAGCGCCGCUGGGAAGGCUCUCUUGAAGAAAGCCGAUGCGGCUGCAAAAAGAGCGGCGAAGGCGGCCUCCGCCCCUGCUGCAGCUCCCCGGCGCAAGUCUGCCCUGCGUUCCAGCGAGAAGCGGAAGGCGUCCCCUCCUGUGAUUGCCAUACCUUCAGACGAAGGAGAGGAUGGAGACGAAGAGUUGACUUCAGAUGGUCAUGGAAAAGAACGGCAUGGGGAGCUGAAGGCGUUGCUGACUCGCACCAAGGAGCGCAUCCUCGGAGGUGGGGCUGGGUCUCCCCGUGCCCCGCCCGCAGAGGGUGCUGCUGGUGGAGUUCAAGCAGGCGAUACCGCCUCUGCUCUGGCAAAGAAGCGUCUUGGAGCCGGGACUUCACUCAACCCCUAUCGGCAGACCCCAUUGAUGGAUAUUGAUGGUGGCCGGCCCCGAGGUUACAAGCGGUUCUGGUACGACACAAUUGCUCUGCUGGCACAAGCCGUGCAGGCUACUUCACAAGAGGCCAAGGCUCGUCGAGACAAGAGAAAGGCCAAGGAGAAGGACUCGCCGCUUCAUCAGCUGGUGGAACUUCUGAAGGGAAAAGGGGGGUCCAAGAAAAAGAAAAAGAAGAAGGAUCGCCACCGCAGGCUGCUUCACGAGGAGGUCAAAGCAGACCCCGAUCCCCCAGAUGGCUCAGGCUCGAGCGGGUCCUCCAGCUCAAGCAGCCCGGCCGCGGGCCGCAAGAGGGGCAAAAGCGACAGCGAUUCGGAGUUAAGCUUCGAGCCCCCACUGCGCAAGCGCGCCAUGCGCGAGCCGGGAUCAGUAAUGGAGAUGUUGGUCAAGCAUGCCCAGCAACAGAUGGAUCAGGGCAGCUUGAUCGACCUCGAGGCGGGCGACCACUCGGUGGUUUCGGGCAUCAAGCUGGCGACCUAUUUCGCCCUGCUGAUUCGGCCUUACCAUGCCCCAGGAUCCCCGCUCCUCAGAGAGCUGUUUGCGCUCGCGCAAGCGAUGGAUCUCCUGAGGAGUGGGAAACUUCCGGAGACGGCGGAUGCACUCGCCUCCCGGUUUAUGGCCGUGCACACGGCCCUGGCCGAAGGCUCUUGGGCGACAGCCUCUUACCUCGAGCUCCUCAACCGCGACCAUGCUCGAAGCCCACAAGCACAGACGCUUGGUCCUGAAGAGCCAGGGCUAUCCUGCCACAGGCCAAUGGUGGUCCGGCGGCGGGCGCGGAAAAGCUUCGGGCAAAGCAGACAAGGGACGCAAAGGCGACCCAAAGGGCCGCGGGGGCAGAGGAAAAGGAAAGGGCGGAACCAAAGAGCACAGCUGGGGGUCGUCGAAAGGAGAGCCGAACCCCUGGAAAGAGAACAAGGAGGACGCCAGCAAGAAGUAGGUGAGGCGCCUCUGGAGCCCACUGAGAAUUUGGAGAUGCAUAUUUUGCAAGAUGGGCUGGAGCAGUCCGUGCCCUUGCCGAUGCACCUGGAAAAGGGAUGUUUUAUCUUCAGGAUGCUGGCGGCUCGUUGUCAGAGCUUCGCCGCCCUGGGGAGAGCUAUGGCUUGGAUUCUGUUUAACUUCCCCAGGUUGGAAUCGGAGAGGAACGUGACUCCUACAGUCAGGUAUAUGGUGAUGGGUCGUUUCAAAGACCGCGAAGCCAUGCACCGGGGCACUUCUCAAAGAAGUCGUCCCAUUUUUCCCCUUCCUUUGGGGGCGCUGACGAAAGUACAGCAGGCUGCACAGCUUAGCCGGCUGGAAGAUUUUUGCAGGCCGCAUUUUGCAGGCCUUUCAGCUGCCGAAAUAUGGCAGGCGCUGGGUAUACUUGGACUCAAUGGUGCGGCUGGCUUUGGCCGAGCCCCCUGUGACCGCAAGGCCACUGAAGUCCAGAAGAGGGCCAUCGACACCAUUGGCCGCAGCACCACCAGAGCGCUGGCAACAGACCUGCGCUUAGACCGCUCGCCUGCGCAAGCUGAAAAAGAGCUGGCCAGCCGCUUCCUGAGCUAUACUGGGGAGGAGGUCCCCAAAAUGCAGGUGAUUUCUUUUGAGGCGGCACUCGCUGCCCUUCCCCCUGAAAGUCAUGGAGGGUCUAUUGACGCGUUGGGUUUGGUUUCUCAAGGGACCCGUUGGUUUUUGGAGCACCCUGAUGAAUCCCUUUUGAACAGGCCUAAAGAUGGGGUCAAACUUCAAGCCAAAGUUCAUGUGCACCCAUGUCACUCCAUGUCCUUUUUCAAACUGCUCGUUGAACGUAGGAUUUGCACCUGGGUGGCCGAUCAAGAUGUUUUGGUGGUCAAUGGACAGCAAGUCCUUAACGGGAUGUUCGCUGUGGGAAAAGGAUCCUUUUUGGACUCUGGGGAAGAAGCGGGCGUCUGGUACCGGCCGGGAUGUGCAGUCAUCCCAAUGGGAUGGCAUUCCGCGGUGGCCGUAAUGCAGGAGGUAGCGGACCGGCUGACAACUAUCGGCCGUCUGCCCUCCUCUCAUAAGGUCCGGCGAUCCAUGCCACUUCCAGGCUGGCUGACGCAGACUCUCGACGAUGCCAAGGAGGUGGACAAGCCUUGGUACCAUGUAUAUCUCGACAAUUUCUGCUGCAUGAGCAAGGUUCGGGAUAAUGGCAAGAGCGCUCAAGGGGAGCAAAUGCACGAGAAAUUGGAGGCCGCCUGGAGUUCUGCUGGCGUGCUCUCGUCGGCCAAGAAGCGGGUCGCUGGCGCUUCUGAGGCUCACGAGCUGGGGGCGCAAUUUGAAGGUUUGGAGGGAACUUUGGGCCCUAGCCCUGAGAGGUUGCUGAAGCUCAUCCAGGCCCCGCUGGUUGUCAUUGGGAAACAUCGCUUGCGAAAGAAAUGGACGCAAGUGAUUGCAGGCCGAGGACCCACUGCAUGGCCUUCAGACGCGCCGCCAUGGGGUGGCUGGAUAGCACAUGGGCCUUCAUCUCGGGCCAAGACGAGAGGAGAGCUGUUUGGCUGUUGUGUUGCCGGACUCCUCAUCCACUCGAAUCUGAGGGCCCAGAUCAGUGCCACCACGACAGCUAGUGACGCUAGCUCCACUGGAGGAGCGGUUGGCAGCAGCACAUGUUUGACCCAAUCCGGAAAGGAAUUUGCUGCGGUGGACUCCCUUAACCUGUCUGGAGGCCAACUUAUCCCUGUUUUGGCAAUCUCCCUAUUCAAUGGAGUGGGUUGCGCCUUUCGGUGCUAUGACUUGUGCGGUGUCACCCCGAUGGUCGGCCUGUCCUUUGAGUUGAACCCGGCAGCAAACAGAGUUACCAGCCGAAGAUGGCCACACGUGAAGAUCUUGGGGGAUGUGAGGUCAAUCACCCCCGACAUGAUCAAGGAAUGGCGCUACGCCUACCCUCAAAUCGAGGAAAUACACCUUUGGGGAGGCUUCCCUUGCGUGGACCUCAGCAGUGUCAAGGCUGGGCGGCUUAACCUGGAUGGAAGUGAAAGCCAGCUCUUUUAUGAGAUUCCGAGGAUCCUGAAGGACAUUCGGAAAACCUUUGGCUAUGCCUUCAAGGUCAAGUUCGCUAUUGAGAACGUGGCAAGCAUGGAUGAGGCGGCAGCGGCUGAGAUUUCUCGCGCCCUGCAGGUCAAGCCGCUUCGCUUGGAUCCUUGUGACGUGGUUCCCAUUCACCGCCCUAGGUUUUGCUGGUUGAACACCGACCUUGUCGCAAUGGACGGGGUUGAAGUGGUUGAAAAAGAGCGCUGGUUUGAGGUCCGCAUUACCCAGGCUUACCCUGAGCUUUUUCAAUGGCUGGACCCUGAAGCUGACUGGCCUGGGUUUUGGGAGGGCGCUAUCCUACCUACUUGCAUGAAGAGUAUCAAGCGGGCUCGCCCGCCACCAAAACCGGCGGGAUUACACAGGGUGGACCACAAUGGACAAAUGCGUUGGAUGGCUGACGAAUACAGGUUCCCUCCUUAUCAAUACCAUGAGAAGUUUGUUAUUUGGAAAGGUGACCGAUGGAGACUCAUCAAUGCCCUCGAAAGAGAACUCCUUCAUGGUUUGGGAUAUGAACAUACUAUCCUCUGUUGGAAUGCCAAUGACAUCAAAAGAUCCCCUCAGGAAUUUGAAGAUGUCCGCAAGAGCCUGGUAGGAGACAGCUUUAGUUGCUAUUCUUUUUCAUUUGUGGCGGCCAUGCUGUGUAAGGAAUGGGUUAACAUCCCUGACUACAAGAUGCUGAAUGAUCGCAUGGGAAUGGCACCGGGUUUUUGUUGUGACCUUUCUAUUAAAAUUCCUUUGCAACGUCAAUUGGCAUAUGGAACCACCUCCUUGAAGCCUGGGGUUGUUGACCUGCAUGCUGCCUUGCUGCGACGGGCGAAUCACACGGGCUCAGAUGUUCGAAUUUCCAGUGGCUGUUUGCUCAACCCCCGCAAUUACCCUCGGCAAAGCGCCGCCUCCGAUUGGUGGGCGUGGAAUAAGGGUAGGACUUCAUCCCGAAUGCUCAAGCCAUUGCUGGCGCGACUCUCGACGCUGUUGCUGGCCUUUGACAUCUACCUUAUCGUGAUCCACGUCGAAUCCUCCGACAACCCGACUGAUCAUGACAGUCGGUCGCGUCGCGCCAGGCUGAAUUUGGUCCUAGCCGACAUCGGGAUUACGUCCGCCACCUUGGACAGGUAUCACCACGCAGUUUCACGACUGCGUCCAGUCUUGGAACAGGUCAAUACGGAGGCACAGCUUGACGACCUUAUCUCUGACUGGAUUCAGUCCGAAUUCGAGGAUGGCGCCCCGCUUCACCUCAUAGCUGAUGCGCUUAGUGGGCUACACUACUUCGAGCCCUUUACGAAAGGAAAACUCAUCAGAUCCUGGCGGCUCUUCUCCAUCUGGAGACGCUAUGAGGUACCCUGCCGUGCCCCACCAUUGACCCAAGACCUGGUGUUGGCUAUGGCGGGCUACUGUAUCUCGAUCUGUGAGCUUUCUAUGGCCGCCUUGCUCCUGUUGGGCUUCCACUGUCUCAUGAGGACUGGGGAGCUGUUGCAGGUCAGGCCCUGUGAUUUUAUCCUUGAUGCUCAGGUGGGACUGGUAUCCAUUCCUUCUAGUAAGAGUGGCAUCCGUCACAACACCAGGGAGAGUGUCACCAUUCGAGACCAGUCUACCUUGGCCACGGUAACUGCCAUGGUUGAGCUCAGGCAAUCUCAGGGCUUUGACAAUACACCUUGUUGGGACCGAAGUGGCUCCUGCUUUCGAGAUCUAUUCAGGCGUAUUUUGGCUGCCCUAGAAAUCUCAUCCCUGGGGUUCAGGCCUUACAGCCUCAGGCGAGGCGGGGCUACAUACGAGAUGCAGAGCCAUGGCCUUAUGGAGCGUACGCUCAUUCGUGGGAGGUGGAAAAACUCCAAUGUGGCCCGCAUUUACAUCUCGGAUGGCCUGGCUAUGAUCCCCAGGUUAAAGAUGACUUGGGCGGCAAAGUUUAAGGUGGCACAGCAUUCAUCGAUUUUCAUCAACGAGCACCGGGCUUAUUCCGGUGGGGUGCGUGGAAGCAAAAGGAAGUUUCAAGCUUGA